Molecule: messenger RNA, 1572 nt
Organism: Fraxinus pennsylvanica
Lineage: Eukaryota; Viridiplantae; Streptophyta; Magnoliopsida; Lamiales; Oleaceae
Source: the annotation of a GenBank genome assembly
AUGAGUGAAGUAGUGGAAGUAAACUCAAGCCCAGUAACGAUCAUCAAAAACCCAUCUGGAAAAGAAUCUACCGUUCAGGUGAUCUCAGCACCACCAUACCAAUUCACUCGAUCACCAUUGAUUUAUGGUUCAGUUAAUCAGACGAACCCUAAAAGCCCAUUUGCUGUGGUUACACCUUUAGCGAGUCCGACGAAAAAGGCCAUGAAAAGCAUGCAAAGCUACCUUGAAGAAAUUAGUCAUCUGACAAAGCUUGGUUCACAAGACGAUUGGCUUCCAAUUACUGAAUCAAGAAAUGGGAAUGCAUACUAUGCUGCUUUUCAUACCCUGAGUUCUGGAAUUGGAAUUCAAGCCCUUGUUCUUCCUCUUGCUUUUGUUGCCCUUGGUUGGACAUGGGGAAUUAUAUGCCUAUCAUUGGCAUUUGUAUGGCAAUUAUACACGUUGUGGCUAUUAAUACAACUCCAUGAAUCCGUCCCUGGAACUCGCUAUAGCCGUUACCUCGGGCUCUCAAUGGCUGCUUUUGGUAAUAAACUGGGAAAGCUAUCGACUCUUCUCCCAACCAUGUAUCUCUCCGGCGGCACUUGCGUAACCCUAAUAAUGAUUGGCGGCGCCACCUUAAAAAUCUUCUUCCAAAUUGUGUGUAGCAACCCUACAUGCAAUGCAGAUUCGAUAACCACCGUUGUGUGGUACAUUAUUUUCACUUGCUCAGCCGUGAUCUUGGCUCAACUUCCCAACUUGAACUCCAUCGCCGGAGUAUCCCUGAUUGGCGCUGCCACGGCAGUUACAUAUUGUACUCUAACGUGGGUUUUGUCUGUCACCAAAAACAGGCCAAAUGGCAUAUCCUAUGAGCCCUUAGAGACCAAAUCGGAUAUUGCUAAAACUUGCAGCAUUCUUAACGCUCUUGGAAUCAUUGCAUUUGCUUUUAGGGGCCACAAUCUUGCCUUGGAAAUACAGGGAACCAUGCCAUCAAGUCUACAGCACCAAUCUAAUCUGCCAAUGUGGAAAGGGGUGAAAUUUUCAUAUCUAAUCAUCGCCUGCUGUUUGUUUCCACUGGCAAUAGGAGGCUAUUGGGCAUAUGGGAACUUGAUGCCUGCAAAUGGCGGGAUUUUGAGUGCAUUGGAUAAGUAUCAUGAACAUGACAUAAGCAAGGCAAUUUUGGGGUUAACAAGCCUCUUGGUUGUGAUCAACAGCCUCACCUCUUUCCAAAUAUACGCAAUGCCAGUCUUUGACAAUCUCGAGUUCAGGUACACUAGCAACCGGAACAGACCAUGUCCGUGGUGGGUUAGGAUAUUGCUUCGCGUGUUCUUUGGAUGCCUUGUACUCCUCAUAGCCAUAGCAUUCCCAUUCUUGCCGAGUUUGGCUGGACUGAUAGGAGGAAUUGCAUUACCAGUAACUUUAGCAUAUCCCUGCUUGAUGUGGAUUACUAUCAAGAAACCCGAAAAGUAUAGUGCAAUGUGGUAUCUCAAUUGGUCACUUGGAUCUCUAGGAAUGAUAUUAAGCUUUCUACUAGUAUUCGGAGCAAUAUGGACUCUAGUGACACAAGGAAUAGAAGUCCACUUUUUCAAGCCCCAGUGA